This is a messenger RNA of Dicentrarchus labrax (European seabass), 3357 nucleotides long. It is a transcript of the gene itih5, whose product is annotated as inter-alpha-trypsin inhibitor heavy chain 5. Gene Ontology annotation, biological process: hyaluronan metabolic process. The transcript has 14 exons. Lineage: Eukaryota; Metazoa; Chordata; Actinopteri; Moronidae. Bases 175 to 3123 code for a protein of 982 amino acids. Gene Ontology annotation, molecular function: serine-type endopeptidase inhibitor activity. The record is from RefSeq and is a predicted model, not a curated record.
UUGAAAACUGCAUCUCUCUCCUCCAGUGAGUGGGUGGGCGUAUUUUUCCUCUGCACACCGUGUCACUCCUCUGUCCGGUCACUCUGAUCCGGACACACGGAGACUCGGAGACGCUGCGCGCUGGAAAUAAUGUCCCAUUUAUCUGUUUGAGUUUUACUGGAGAAGGACUACAAGAUGCUGCUGUUGACUCUGCUCGUGUGUUUCAGCCCGAGUGUACUGGGGCAACUGGAGGAAUCCCAGUUUGCAGAUGAGAUUGAUUCCGACUUUGCAGACUUUGAUUUAGGCAUUGCGCCACGCAGGGUCCCACGGCAGGUGAAAACUAUACUAUCCAAGGAGACUAAACCUCACAUCCAGGAACUCUCCAUCAAGACCACCAUCAUCUCUCGUUACGCCUUCACGGCGGUGUACUGCGCCAUGCUCAACCGGCACUCCGCCGCCACCGAGGGCGUCUUCCAGUUUCAGGUCCCCGCUAAUGCCUACGUCUCCAAUUUCACCAUGAUCAUUGGAGGGCGCGUCUACCAGAGCGAGGUCAGGCCGAAGGAAAAGAGGGUCAAACAGGAGAACGGAAAACCCAAGAACAAAGAGUCAGGUGAUGCAAGUCCAGAGCCGGAGGUAGAGGUGUUCAGGAUGGCGGCCAACAUCCCGGGUCGGAAUCGGGCCGUCUUCCUGCUGACCUAUGAGGAGCUUCUGCAGCGACGUCUGGGACGCUACGAACACGUGACUAGCCUGCGUCCGCUGCAGCUGGUGAGCCGCCUCACCCUGGACGUCACCAUCGUGGACCAUUCCCCCAUCACAGACCUCCAGGUGCUGCCACUCCGCAACGGCAGGAGCAGCAGUGCGUCCAGCAGUGAAACUGGGCCUAAGACACCAGCCAAGCUGGAGCCUCCCGUCACUACUGUGAUCAAAAACGAAAAGAACGUCUGCAAGAUCACCUUCAGCCCCAACAUCGUCCAACAGGCCAAGAUUACCACCAACGGCCUCCUGGGAGACUUUGUGAUCCGAUACGAUGUGCAGAGAGACAUGGGGAUCGGAGACAUUCAGGUUUUAAAUGGCCAUUUUGUCCACUACUUCGCCCCCAAAGACCUGCCAGUGGUGCCCAAGAAUGUGGUGUUUGUGAUCGACACCAGCGCCUCUAUGCUGGGGACUAAGAUCAGACAGACUAAAGAUGCUCUCUUCACCAUUCUGAGGGACCUGCGACCCGGCGACCGCUUCAACUUCAUCAGCUUCUCCAAUAAAAUCAAAGUUUGGCAGCCCAAUCGUCUCGUGCCGGUGACGCCCCUUAAUGUCAGAGAUGCCAAGAAGUUUAUUUACACGCUGGCGACCACAGGAGGUACAAAUAUCGAUGAUGCCAUGCAGACUGGCUCCUCUCUGCUUCGAGAUUACCUCUCAGGCCCUGACGCCAGCCCAAACAGCGUCUCCCUCAUCAUUUUCCUGACGGACGGACGGCCCACGGUCGGGGAGAUCCAGUCCACUGUGAUCCUGGGGAAUACUCGCUCAGCCGUGCAGGAGAAGUUCUGCAUCUUCACCAUCGGGAUUGGGAACGACGUGGAUUACCGGCUGUUGGAGCGCAUGGCUCUGGAAAACUGUGGAAUGAUGAGACGCAUCCAUGAAGAGGCGGACGCCAGCGCAAUGCUCAAAGGGUUCUACGAUGAGAUAGGAACUCCUCUGCUGUCCGACAUAAGGAUCAACUACACUGAGGACUCUGUUCAGUACGUCACUCAGCAUCUGUUCACCAACUACUUCAACGGCUCUGAGAUCGUCAUUGCCGGCAAGUUGACGAACCAAAGCGCGGAAAUACUCCACGUCCAGGUUACAGCCAGCAACAGCGACAAGAGCAUCAUCCUGGAGACCGACGUUCCACUGCGGCACAGGCAGAUAGAGACUGAGAAACACGUGAAAGCCGCCACAGCAGCGAUGGCGGCUGGAGCUAGGACUCCAGGGUCAGGGAGCAUGCAGGGGUUAGGAGUUGCUUUGGGUUCAAUUGCGGAAGACUUUGUGGAACGCGUCUGGGGUUUCCUUAGCGUCAAGGAUGGGCUACGGUCACGGCUACGCAGCCAGACCAGCAAAGAAAGGGAAGACCACAUCCAGCAGGCCACCAAUCUAUCUCUGACCUACCACUUCCUCACUCCCCUCACCAACCUGGUGGUGGAGAAGCCUGAGGUCCUGGCUGAUGGCAGCAUGGCCCCGGCGCCCACCAUCACCCCAGCAGCUGGCUCAGCUGCCAAUGAGCUGCCAGGUGACACAGAGGAGGGAGAGCCACAGAAACCCAACGGGAAGCCAGGCGGCCAGACUUCAUCUGUGAGGAACACAAUUGGUAAAGCUGCGAGGAGACCAGCCAAGAAAUCCAUCACCAUCUCCAAAACAUCAGCGGACGGUGACCCCCACUUUGUGGUGGAGUUCCCGCUCAGUAAGCUGACUGUGUGCUUCAACAUCAACGGUGAACCUGGACACAUCCUGCGUCUCGUCUCUGACCACAAGUACUCUGGUGUGACAGUGAACGGUAAGCUAAUUGGUGCCCCAGCUCCGCCAGGCAGUCACAAACAGCAGCGUACCUACUUCAGCACCAUCACCAUCGUGGUGGACCAUCCCAAACGUGCCUACAUUGAGGUGACGCCUAAGAAGGUCAUCCUGGAUGGGCGGGACAGAAUGGUGCUGCCCUGCCACUCCACAGUCGCAGUGGACAGUGGCGCUCUGUCAGUGUCCAUCGUGGGAAAGUCUAACGUGACUGUGACGAUCGGAGGAAACAUCAGCUUUGUGAUCCUGCUGCACCAGUACAAGAAUCCAGCCCCCUACCAGAGAGAUCACCUGGGGUUCUACAUCGGUCAGAGCAAGGGGCUGUCACACAACUGCCACGGCCUUCUGGGUCAGUUCCUGUACGAGGAAGUGGGACUGGCAGAGCUUCCUGCACAAGGAGACAUGAAACCCUCGCCCAUCCUGAAAGUGAAGGACCGCUCGGUGCCUGUGGUUCAGAAGAGCAGGAAGAUCUACAGCGGGACUCAGAGCGUGGACUGCUGGUUCGCCCGGAACAACGCGGCUAAGCUGAUAGACGGACAGUACGAGGACUAUAUGUCGUCGCACAUGUUCGACACAGGGGACUGGCCACACGGGACUAACAGAGUGUGAGACGACUGGAGCCGUGGCAUUUAUUUAACUCACUUUUACUCUGUAUCCCAUCCCAGCAGAUCCCAAACAUUUCCGAAUGCCAAGCCAUCACAUUUCAGUUGUCUUUCUACCUACAGGCUCUUUUGAAUAUAUUUUUUUACUAUUUCUAAUGAAAAUUAAAUGUUUUUUUUUAUUAUAUUGUGUGUAUUAUUUUUACAAUAAUGUUGUAAUUGUAAAUAAAAACACUUAAACCCA